Messenger RNA from Panicum virgatum (switchgrass), 2747 nucleotides. RefSeq lists its product as uncharacterized. NCBI's taxonomy places the organism in Eukaryota, Viridiplantae, Streptophyta, Magnoliopsida, Poales, Poaceae. The coding region runs from base 790 to 2586 and encodes 598 amino acids. Gene Ontology annotation, molecular function: protein binding. Gene Ontology annotation, cellular component: cytoplasm. The record is from RefSeq and is a predicted model, not a curated record. The transcript has 13 exons.
GAUUCCGCCCCGAUGCCCUCCCCUCGCGCAGCCCCCAUCCUCCGCGGCGCCGCCAGGGCGCAAGCCGGGGGAGGCUCUCCGAUGGCCCGAGCUCGCAGCCCCUCAGCACCCCUCUCCUACGCCGCGAGCCGCGGCCCCUCCUCCGCCGCGACGCCAGGGCCUGAGCUGUGGGAGCCUUUCCAGUCCUGCGAGCUCCUGACAGCCGCCGGCGUCUUGCGACCUCUCCCCAGGCGAGCUCCCCAUCGCCGUCGACUUCGAUCCCAGCGGCCAUGCGACGCCACAUCCCGGCGGAGAGGAAAUCAUCCUUUCUGCCGCACACAAGAUCCGCCCGGAGUUCUUCGCUCUUGACUACGCCUCGUCGUCGACAUCGGUUACCACCGUCUCGCAGCUUGGGCGAGUCACCUACGGCCAUGGGCGCACUUCUGAGCCCGCGUCGUCUCGUACAUCGGCGCCGACCUGCAGCUCGAUGGGAUCAUGGGAUACGUGUCGUCAAGGAUGCGAUCUAUCUGAUGGAGGACCUCGCGCGGGGUCUGCGCCCUUCGAUGCAAUUGUCGAGGUCGAGGGCCACAUCCAGUUAUUUUUCAUCUGUGCCUCAGCAUCCCCGUCAAGAUGGGUUAUUUGAAGAAAAAGCAAUUUUACGGUUUGCGGUGCUAAAGUUCUCCCUUAUUACCAUGUUCAUUGAGCCCAGUUCAGCUAAAGUUUAUUCAAGCUCAAUUAAGCUACAGAAAUUGCCAGACAAGCACUAGAACCAAAGCCAACAUUGGUACGCCAUUGUGUUGUGAACUUGUGAUGGCAGGAAAUUCCCUAUGUCGUGUGAAGGAAAUGGAUGAAAUGAGGAGCUGCUAUGAUAGCUUGCUUUCAGCUGCAGCUGCAACAACAAAUAGUGUAUAUGAGUUUGCAGAAGCCAUGGAGGAAAUGGGAACUUGCUUGCUUGAAAAAGCUGCAUUGAAUUAUGAUGAUGAUGAAAGUGGUAGAGUGCUGAUGAUGCUAGGGAAGGCCCAGUUUGAACUGCAGAAGUUUGUGGAUAGCUAUCGUACAAAUAUUAUAAAUACAAUCACAAACCCAUCGGAGUCACUUCUGAAGGAGCUACAAGUUGUAGAGGAAAUGAAAGAUCAAUGUGAUCAGAAAAGAGUGGAAUAUGAAGGUAUGCGAGCAGCCUAUAAAGAUAAAGGGCGAUCAAAGCACUCCAAAUCCGAAUCAUUCUCCACCGAACAACUGCAAGCUUCAUUUCUCGAGUACCAAGAGGAGGCAGCGUUGUUUAUAUUUCGUUUGAAGUCGCUAAAGCAAGGUCAAUUUCUAAGCAUUUUAACCCAGGCUGCUCGCCAUCAUGCUGCUCAGAUCAGUUUUUUCAGGAGAGGGCUGAAGCAUCUAGAGGCUCUAGAGCCUUAUAUCAAAGCAGUUGCUGAGAAGCAGCAUAUUGACUACCACUUCAGUGGACUGGAUGAUGACAGUGAUAUUGAUGAUUACAGCUCUUACCAGGAUAACCAUAGUGACGGCAGUGAGUUAAGUUUUGACUACGGGAUAAAUGAUGGGGACAAAGACCUUCCCUCUUCCACAAGUCUAAUGGAUUUGGAUCAAGCUCAACCAACAAGUUCCCCAAGACCUAUGAAGGAACUUGAGCAGGACAAUGCUGAAGAAAUAAAGGCGACUUUCGUUGUUCCUCAUGUGAAGCCUGAUAUUGUUACCCAAUCAGCACCCAUUUUUGCCGAGAAUGUGCCUGAUCCAUCUAUGAGGUUUCGCAGAAUGAACCUGUCAAAAAGAGUUGUUCAUUCCUACAAACUCCCGACACCAGCCGAUGAAAAGAAUCCCGCUCCAGUAGUCACCAACACAUCACCUCUUUCAGGUCCAACUGCAAGUAAAUCUUAUGUGACAGGAAAUUUGUGGCACUCCUCUCCACUGGUGAAAGAUUUUAAGCCGAGUUCCAUAUACAGCGGACCUGUUAAGAUGCCAUCGAAUAAUGAGGGGAUAUCAGCACCACUAGUUUAUUCCUACUCCACUUCAGAUUUUAAGAAAAUGAAGAGGGAAACCUUUUCUGGUCCAAUUCCAAGCAAAACAGGAUCGAGCAAUCCCUUGUUUCCUGCAACAGAUCGCAGACAGUCAAUGAACUAUCCUUCUCGGGUGUUGUCAACAAAAUCACAUGGCCCAGGUUGGCAGUCAUCUUUGCCUCCAAAAGUUACUCCUAGGGUCACUUCACUCCCAACAACAACACCCAAAAUAAGUGAGCUGCAUGAACUGCCCAGGCCUCCGGCGAAUGUAGGCAGCAUCCGUCCUGGUUUGGUUGGAUAUUCUGGUCCUUUGGUUUCAAGGCGGCAGAUGCCUAAUGCACCAGCCCGUAUCUCACCGCCAUCACAUAAAGCAUCACCACUUCCACGGCCACCUGCUGCCAUGACCCGCAGUUAUUCGAUACCUUCAAAUAGUCAACGAACUCCUAUUAUUACUGUGAAUAAAUUGUUGGAGUCUAGGCAUAGCAGGGAGAGCAGUGAAGUAUCCUCGCCCCCACUAACACCUAUAUCACUGGCAGAUGUUUCCCGCAGAUCAACAGCAGAAAUAACUGUAGACCUUAAAAGGAUGAAGGAAUCCCUGUGAGAGUUUGCAAGAUAGAACCUGUUAAUAAUCUUAGGAAAUUUUGAAUGUAAGUAGUUGUGGAUUAUAGGAUUCCAUCUAUAAUAUUUUAUGUUUCUUACUGUGAAGAAAAAAUGUAAAUAAAAAUAGCAUAAUAUCCUUUGUUACUUGUACGCUUGUCUGAA